AUGUCGGUCUUAGAAGCUGUGCUACAGACUUUAAAAACCCUAAGGUUUGAUAACUCAACGGCACCUUCCAAUGCUUCUGAUGCAGAAUAUGAGAACUUGGAAACAUCUGAAAAACUUCGAGUAUUUCACACUUUACCCACACUAGCCAGUAGUCUGGGUCCGGUGGAUACACGUGAAAAACUCAUCCCUACAAUCUCAGAUGUUGUCUCCAACGCUAUUGAUGCUGCUGGGUUCCUUGGCGAUCUAGUUGGUGGUGCUGAACACAUAUCUUUAAUUGUGCCCAUCCUGGCUAAUAUCAUAUAUUCCAUCGAGGAAGUUGUUGUAGCUGAAGCUGCUUGUAAUUCACUGAUAGCACUCCUUCCAAAGCUUCCAAAUGAUGUUGUGGAUAGCACGUUUACCCCAAUUAUCCGUCACAUUAUUGAAGAGGAUCUUUAUUGUGCUUCAAGAAAAGUGGUUACAAAACUCAUUAUUGCCUGUUAUCCAAUGGUUUCAGCACGAAAUCAAGUGGAUUUUAAGUACCGACUUUUCCAUUUGGCUGAUAGUGAAGAUGAAGUCCCUUUAGUUCGGGCUGCUGCUGUUCAACAACUUGUUCCACUUGCAAAACUUUUCGGUCCAGAUUUAAAAUCAGAACUAGGUCUGCUGCUUGCAAGUUUAGUUUCUGAUAAUCAACGUGUUGUUCGAGCAGCCUGUUUACCACCGUUAGUGGAAUUGGGACGGAUGAUUACGGAUGCAGCAGAGUUUGACUCAACUAUCAGACCAUGUAUUGACAAACUUGCUGGGGAUCCUAGCAGAGAUGUGAGGCGGGCGAUGGCAUCAGUUAUCACAAAUCUUCAAACUUUAGUUUGUAAUCAUGGCGGAGCCAACCGAUCAUUGCAUCAGACUAUGUUAAAUCUUCUAGAAGAUAAUGAAGUAGAAACGCGUAGAAUCAGUGCUGGUCAACUGAAAGAUUUCUGCCUUGCAAGCCCCAAAGAUAUUCUUGUUACCAUUUUGUUACCGCGUUUACGUGAACAUUUAUCUAUGGAACGUGAAGAACGAGUACGUUCCGAAUUGGUUCGAUGUGCUGUUGGUUUGUUACCAUCUAUUCGUCGAGAAGAUUGUCUACCUUUGUUCACAGUCCAAACAAUAUGUAUUCGAGCAUUUUCUGAAUUAGUAGCUUUAAUGCCUGCUAACGAGAUUCAAUUGACCUUAUUACCAAGUCUACUUCGUCUUUGGCAAGAUAAAAAUUGGCGUGUUCGUCUUGGUGUUGUUCAAUCAGUACCUUGUUUAUAUGAUAAGUUGCCGGAAAAUUGUUUACAGGAAACUGUUCUACCUGCAAAUCUUGCAUGGUUACGAGAUCCGGCGUGGUGCGUUCGUGAAUGUGCUUGUCGUAGUCUUGCUCGUUUAUUAGUAGCAUGUCCGGGAGCUUGCAAAAAAGCAUUCAGUGGAGUAGGAUCUAAAGCGACUACAAACUCUGGUUCAGGUAGUAUAACUUCUAAUCCAAACAGUGCUUCAUCUAAUGUAACUAAUCCAACUAGUGGAACAAAUGCAUCAAAUACUUCCACUGGUAAUCUUCCUAGUUCAACAAAUGCUCAAGUGUUAGAUCAAGCAAAUACUUCCGGUCUUUCAACUACAUCGAAUACUUCUGCUGUUAAUCCAGUCAAUGCUUUAACUACACAAGCUGCUGCAGGUGGCCUUAAAGCUCUUGCCGUAGAUACAAAUUAUCAUCUUCGUCAAAUAUACAUUAACGUAGUACAAGCUGUUUGGGGCCCUGGUAUCUUGGAUGAACCUCCUUACAGUGCCCUAGGUGAUGAUCCUAGCGCAGGAAUUCUCUUUCCUGCUUCCCGUAACAUCUAUGCUUAUUUGUCAUCAAAAACAUCGAAGAACCUCACAAAUUCAGAUAAUGUAAAUGUUACAACAGUUCCUAAAGGUUGCCAAGCACCACCACAAAUACCAAAUGUUUAUUUGACCGGGUGUGUAGCUCAGUUAUUACGUUUCCUGUCGGAGGAUGUAGUGCCAAAUGUACGAAUUUGUGCAACACAAGCCCUCCACGUAAUCUCCGGUUCUCUGGAUAAAAAAACUAUUCAAAAUGAUGUGAUACCGGUUUUAAAAAAAGUCAUAGAUUAUGAUUUUGAUCAGGAUGUUCGAUUUUUUGCACAACAAAGCUUAAACUAUUUUACAACUACCUAA
Schistosoma mattheei is the source of this 2166-nucleotide messenger RNA. NCBI's taxonomy places the organism in Eukaryota, Metazoa, Platyhelminthes, Trematoda, Strigeidida, Schistosomatidae. The record is from the annotation of a GenBank genome assembly.